ACAAUUGGCAAAAACUUGUUCGCUUUGGGCAUUUGAGGCAAAAUCAUCGCAACUGGCGAGCUUAGCAGAUUUUUAAAUUAUUUUUUUGUGUGUCUAAAACCAAUUCACCUCACACCCCACAAAAUAAAAUAAAAACAGUUUAAAAAUGGCGGCAGCCAACGCAACACAAACAGAUUAUUGGAACUUUCUGUUCAUUGAAUUGGCAGAUCCUCGUACGAAUGAUUGGUUCUUAAUCAAAUCACCAUUGCCCCUGCUGACCAUUCUGGGUUUCUAUUUGUACUUUGUGCUAUCAUGGGGUCCACGUUUUAUGCGUGAUCGUAAACCCUUCAAAUUGGAACGAACUCUGCUGGUCUAUAACUUCUUCCAGGUGGUUCUAAGUGUUUGGAUGGUAUACGAGGGUGUUGUCAUUUGGCAAUAUUAUAGCUGGCGUUGUCAACCCGUCGACUGGUCACGAACACCGAAAGCCUAUCGGGAGGCACGUGUGGUCUAUGCUUAUUACUUGGCCAAAAUCACUGAACUCCUUGAUACCAUAUUCUUUGUGCUGCGCAAGAAUGAUCGUCAGGUGACAUUCCUGCAUGUCUAUCAUCAUACUGUGAUGCCCAUGAUCAGUUGGGGCACAAGUAAAUAUUAUCCAGGCGGACAUGGCACUUUCAUUGGCUGGAUCAAUUCAUUUGUGCACAUUAUUAUGUAUUCGUAUUACUUCCUCUCAGCCUUUGGACCACAAAUGCAAAAGUAUCUGUGGUGGAAGAAGUACAUUACCAAUCUGCAGAUGAUUCAAUUCUGUUGCUGUUUCAUUCAUCAAACUCAAUUGCUUUACACCGAUUGCGGUUAUCCCAGAUGGUCGGUCUGCUUCACUUUGCCAAAUGCUGUGUUCUUCUAUUUCUUGUUUAAUGAUUUCUAUCAAAAGUCAUACAAGAAGAAGCAGGAGGCUGCCAAGAAGGCCAAAGCUCUGACAACAGAUAAUAAUAAUGAAUCCUGUGCCAAGGAUCUGAAUGCUGCCAUCAAGACAAUAGAGCAAAAGAAGGCACUGUAAAGAAAAAAAAACAAAAGAAAAACCAAUAAUCUAUUCCAUAUCCCUUCGUUAAUCCUCAUCCCACCCAUUCCAACUCCCAUUCCCUUUCCCAAUCACAUCCUCCUCCCACUCUCCUAAAACAAAAAAAAAAAAUACUCGUACAAAGCGGGGCACAUGGGCUUGUCUCUGUGCAACUUUGUUGACUAAUUUGUUAAGUAAUCCGCCGCCAAAAAAAUAAAAACAAAACAAGAAUGAGACAAUAUUUUUGAACAAAUGAGGUUUUCGAGCUACAUAAAAUGUACAGUAAACAGUUGACAGAAAACAAACCAAGAAAAAUAUUCAAAAAAACCACAAAAAAAAAGAUAAAAUUACUUUUCGCAGCCAUCAUCCAUCGCUACGUUUGAAGUUCUCUUUGUGUAUCGACCAUGUGGACACAUAUGAAAGAAGUUUUAUGUUUUUUCUCAGUUAAAAACUGAACUAAGAAGUUAAGCAAACAUCAAGGCGAAAAAUGAAGUGUUAGUUGUGUAAAUAAGUUUAG
Drosophila willistoni is the source of this 1550-nucleotide messenger RNA. RefSeq names its product elongation of very long chain fatty acids protein 7 (gene sit). Gene Ontology annotation, molecular function: fatty acid elongase activity. Gene Ontology annotation, cellular component: endoplasmic reticulum membrane. The transcript is spliced from 3 exons. The record is from RefSeq and is a predicted model, not a curated record. NCBI's taxonomy places the organism in Eukaryota, Metazoa, Arthropoda, Insecta, Diptera, Drosophilidae. Bases 146 to 1033 code for a protein of 295 amino acids. Gene Ontology annotation, biological process: very long-chain fatty acid biosynthetic process; sphingolipid biosynthetic process; fatty acid elongation, monounsaturated fatty acid.